UUGUUUUCCCGGAAAUGUUUGGUUGGCAUUGGCAACGUUUUAGCCAGCUCUAUCAUCGUACAGUCUCUGAAUAAAGAUAUCCACAGGAGCGAUUAUACACGGGACAGAGGUGAGGACUUUUGAACGUUUGUAUAUACUUGAAUUCCACUCACCACAGAGGAGCGAGGAGCAAGUACAGACUGCAAACAGAAUGACCAGCUCAUCAGCUCCCAGGAUGGUGAACAGUUACAAGAGGACUUCAAGCCCCAGAUCUCCUACUAACAGCGGGGAGCUCUUUACCCCAGCACAUGAAGAAAACGUGCGCUUUAUACACGACACCUGGCAGUGUGUGCUCAGAGACAUAAGAUCAACACAAAAUAGUGACCGGAAUGACCGUGGACCACAGGAGUAUGUGGAGAAGAACCCAAAUCCUAACCUACAUUCUUUCACACCAGUGGACCUGAGUGACCUCAAAAAACGCAACACACAAGACUCCAAAAAGUCCUAGUCUUUCUCUUCAUGACCCUGUUUAUUUUUUUUUGUUUGUUUUGUUUUGAUUUUUGUUUUUCUUUUCACCCAUUAUCCUUUGGAACUUUUCCUCCAUCAGCCCUCUGUCAGCCAGAAAGUUAGCCUUGUUGGCCAGUCUAACACAGAAUGCAAAUCUAAUUUCUAAACUCUGGACCACAGCAACCCCUGCCCGUCUCUUCCUUUACCCUCGAGUACUGACUAAGACGAAAAAGAAGUUGGAUUUCUCCCCUGCUCGCUCACUUCCUGUUUUUUCCAGUCGCAUUCUUUAUGUGGACAGGACCGAUGCCAACGUUCAUCAAAAUUUGCCGACUUUGUAUGUCAGCUUUUUUUUGUCUCCACAGGACGCAAAAGACUGCAGUCUUAAACAAGAUACUACUACUACUACUAAUGUGACAUGGGAGGAAACUAUGAAAGGGCUGACUUCUAAUUUGUAGUUUUAUUUUGUUUAUCGUUGAUUGAGCAAUUGUAGAAGUAAUUGAACUGUCACAUUGGACAUACACUUUAUGGGCGAGUUUUAAAAGCCAAAACACAGUGUAAACAAAGCCAACAUUUUUAUUAUACAUUUUCUUGCCCUUGGUCGGACUUUAUUAAGUAGAGGGCCUCCCCAAGUAUGCUGCCCUUGUUAAACCCUCCCUACCCAAAGCCUUGAAACAAAAUGUUGAAUAAAAGACUUUUACAUUAA
Molecule: messenger RNA, 1189 nt
Organism: Archocentrus centrarchus (flier cichlid)
Lineage: Eukaryota; Metazoa; Chordata; Actinopteri; Cichliformes; Cichlidae
Gene: mcrip1
Product: MAPK regulated corepressor interacting protein 1
Exons: 5
Coding region: 191-487 (98 amino acids)
Source: RefSeq, a predicted model, not a curated record